AUCAACCCCAUAUGUUUGUCUCUUCCUUGGUUCCAUCAUACAAUUACAAGCUGUCUGAACUACUAUCUGUGUAAUUCAGUUGAUUACCUGAAAUGACCAGCAGAAAUGAAGAUAAAAACAGCAUCCACACAACUCAUCAGGCCUUCUUCUCCUACUCCACCUCAACUCAGACACUUCAACCUCUCUUUCAUUGAUCAGAGAAUACCUCCUUCGUACGUCCCUCUAGUUCUUUAUUACAAUGUCAGUACUGAAGAGAGAUACAUUAAUAAACAACCCGAGAUGUCUCGUCGUCUCAAGAGUUCCAUGUCGGAUGCUUUGGUCCUGUUUUACCCACUGGCUGGAAGGAUACUGGAAGGCCAGCCUUUGGUCGACUGUAACGAUGAGGGGAUCUUGUACAUCGAAGCCACUGCUGAUGGGAAGAUAUCAGACAUUGUUCGGAGCCCGGAUACCAGGACUUUGGACAACCUCAUCCCAUUCAAAUCCAACGGCUCUAUUUCAAAUGCUGAGGAACUAUUAGCAGUUCAGGCUACCUUAUUCAACUGUGGAGGAAUCUCUAUUGGGAUAUGCAUUUCACACAGCAUUGCCGACGCUGCCUCCCUCAGCUCAUUCAUCAACUGUUGGGCUGCUAUAGCUGCUGGGGAACAGCCCAACGUCGUUUCCCCCGUUUUCAACUCAGCCACUUUUUUUCCACCCCUGAACACGCCUGAUUUCAGGCCGAACUUCAGAAACUUAGCCAUCCAAGCUCCGCCUGUAAAUCUUGUCAUGGAAAGGCUUCUUUUCACUCCAUCAGCAAUAGAUGCACUGAAACAGAAAGUAGCCGAAAAUAAAUCUUCAAUCGUUAAGCCAACACGAGUGGAAGUCGUUACCGCAUUUUUGUGGAGCCGUUGCCUGGUAGCAAAAGGGCUCGAAUUAUCACACAAGUCUGUGGCAUUCCAUCCGGUAAAUCUUAGAGGAAGGGUUCCAGGGCUUACUGAGCGUUCAUUUGGUAACAUUUUUCAAAUGACGCAUGCUGAAGUCGUUGGUGAAACGAACUGGACUGGCUUGGUGGAGAAGUUGAGGGCUGCUUUUGGGAAGAUCGACAGCGAGUACGUGAAGAUGCUGUUAGGAGAAAAAGGUUGUGAGGUUGCUAAGGAGAAUUUCCAGGGGAUAAGUUCGUUCUUGACGCUUGGAAAUGUUGCAGUGUUGCUGUUCAGCAGUUACUGCAGAUUUCCAAUUUAUGAAGUGGAUUUCGGGUGGGGGAAGCCUGCUUGGGUGAGCAGUGCUAGUUUUAGCAUCAAGGAUAUGAUUAUGCUGUUUGAUUCUGUAGUAUCGCGUGGUGGGAUUGAAGUGUGGAUUGUGAUGGCUGAACAGGAGAUGGACCGACUUCGACAGGAUUCGGACAUACAACAUUUUACUUCAUCUUUCACCGGUUGAUUUACUUCUCAUUCUUGGUUUUGAUCAUUUUGGUAAAAUGGUCGAUGAAUUUGCAGCAGAGAGGGUCUGUUUACAUGGUUUGAUGUAUUAAGAUUGUGUAAAGGUUUUCAUACAUAUAUGUCUUCAAUGUUUUCACACAUAUUGGUAAACUUGAAAUUUUAGGACUUCACAAAUACAAGA
This is a messenger RNA of Sesamum indicum (sesame), 1593 nucleotides long. Its product is annotated as stemmadenine O-acetyltransferase. Lineage: Eukaryota; Viridiplantae; Streptophyta; Magnoliopsida; Lamiales; Pedaliaceae. The record is from RefSeq and is a predicted model, not a curated record.